Molecule: messenger RNA, 368 nt
Organism: Rubroshorea leprosula
Lineage: Eukaryota; Viridiplantae; Streptophyta; Magnoliopsida; Malvales; Dipterocarpaceae
Source: the annotation of a GenBank genome assembly
GCUCGGUCUCUUCCUCCCCUGUCCGUCGGGUCCUGUUGGGUGUGGAUCCUUUGGUUUUUCGGAGCCGUGAGCUUCCCCAUGCACUGCCGCCGGCUUCUUCUCUCUGCAGCUCCGGUUUCCUUGCUUGUAAAUUCUGGUUUUGAUCGUUCUGUCACCGUAGCACUUGGGUUAGCCUUCUGUCCUGUGUGAGUGAGGAAGUGAAACCGAGGACGGGGAAACCGAGGGGAGUGACGAAUUAGAAGGCUAGCCAUUUAAUUGGGGUAUAAGUUUAGAUUUUAUCAUCCUUUUGUAAGGUUGAUUUUAUUCAUGAGAUUUUGUGAUUUGGAUAAGUUCCGAGCCUUGUGCAUUCGUGGGACCCGUUCACGGGU